Molecule: messenger RNA, 684 nt
Organism: Lactuca virosa
Lineage: Eukaryota; Viridiplantae; Streptophyta; Magnoliopsida; Asterales; Asteraceae
Source: the annotation of a GenBank genome assembly
AUGGGCGUCAAUCAUCUCUUACUAGAUUGGUACGGGUGCAUAUUAAAGAGAAACCAUGAGGGACGUCCACGAAUGGAGGAUAUUGUGAAAGAACUUGAAAAAUCUCUUAAAUUUCAAGAGGCUUUUGAUCGGGCUAAAGAAGAAAAUUCAAAACAAAAAAACACCCUUCUGGAUUUCAAGGAAAUCUGUCCCCCGGGAGGAAGCAAUUUGGUAAUUCUGUACACAACAAGCGUCAAAGGGAUUCGGAAGACUUCCAAAGAUUGCUCGAGGGUUCACUCUUUACUAAAAAGUUUAAAGUUUUUAUACCAAGAAAGAGAUAUAGCGAUGCACUCGGAUUUCAGAGAUGAACUAUUGCAGAUGUUGGGCAAAUCAGCAGCAGUGCCAAGCCUGUUUAUAAAGGGUAGGUAUAUCGGUGGAGCAGAGGAAGUUUUCCGGUUGCAUGAGCAGGGAAAAUUUCGGCCAUUCCUUGCUGAAAUACCACUAAACAAAUCUGAAGGGCCAUGCAAAAGGUGUGCUGGAGUGCGGUCUGUAGUGUGUCGUAAGUGUAACGGUAGUCAUCUUAUGAAACUUGCCGAUGGGAAAAGAACGACGUGUACCGAAUGUAACAAGAAAUGGGCUAAUAAAAUGCCCCAAUUGCUUCUAAAGUAGAUAGUUGUAUCUUGGAGUCCCAUUUGUUGUAUGUUG